Messenger RNA from Mizuhopecten yessoensis (Yesso scallop), 585 nucleotides. RefSeq lists its product as uncharacterized. Bases 38 to 364 code for a protein of 108 amino acids. The transcript has 3 exons. Lineage: Eukaryota; Metazoa; Mollusca; Bivalvia; Pectinida; Pectinidae. The record is from RefSeq and is a predicted model, not a curated record.
AUAAAUGUUUCUGUAAAGUGUGCACGGACAGUUCACAAUGUUCGGAGGGAAAUUCUCCAUUGUCUGGCUAUUGGCCCUCCUCUGUGUUUUAGUGAAGCUGACGGAAGGCGGCGAAUGCUGCAGGUCGCAUUAUGACGUCACAGGUCAUGUUAUGACUGAACGUUGGUGUGAUAAUUACUGCUGUAUCCAAGGUAACAUGUACAGCUGCUGUAACAAUUGGUUCUUGCGCGCACCGGCUCGGGACAGAUCUACCUUCUGUGUCAACUGGUUCACUCGCCAUAUGUGGGUACCGAUCCUGGUGGCGCUGAUCAUUAUCGGCCUGUUGAUUGGCUGCGGAGUGUGCUGCUGUUGUUUGUGCUGUUAAGAAUGACAUCACAAAACAGUUGUGUGACGUAGUGGAGAGUGUGCCGCUUAUCUAUCAACCCUCAACACUGGUGUAUGACGUAAUUGGACAAUGAUGAUGAGAGAAAAAGCAUGACACGAAAACGUUAUUUGCUAGCAAUUGCAUAUUCAUUGAUUUAAAGUUUUAACGUGUCAUUCUGAAACGAAUAUGGAGUUACUUGUUCGAUGGGAAAUAAAAUCAUU